Messenger RNA from Microcebus murinus (gray mouse lemur), 667 nucleotides. The record is from RefSeq and is a predicted model, not a curated record. NCBI's taxonomy places the organism in Eukaryota, Metazoa, Chordata, Mammalia, Primates, Cheirogaleidae.
CGGGGCCCCCGCAGCGCACUAGGUCUCGCCGCCCGCCGCGCUCUGCCCGCCGCCCCGCGUCCCAGCUCGCCCAGCGUCCGCGCCGCACGGCCCAGACUUCAACAGACCUCACCAAAAUGCCAUCUCAAAUGGAACAUGCCAUGGAAACCAUGAUGUUUACAUUUCACAAAUUUGCCGGGGAUAAAGGCUACUUAACAAAGGAUGACCUGAGAGUACUCAUGGAAAAGGAGUUCCCUGGAUUUUUGGAAAAUCAGAAAGACCCUCUGGCCUUGGACAAAAUAAUGAAGGACCUGGACCAGUGCCGGGACGGCAAAGUGGGCUUCCAGAGCUUCUUUUCCCUAAUUGCAGGCCUCACCAUCGCGUGCAACGACUAUUUUGUGGUACACAUGAAGCAGAAGGGAAAGAAGUAGGCAGGACUGAGCAAUUACUCUACCCUGAUAAGAGUUCUCCCAAAGGAUUGCUUAAGAACUCUGCCCCACAGCUUCUCCCUGUGUAAGGAUCUCAUGAGCAGAUCAGGACCCUUAGAAAAUGUACAAAUAAAAUCCACUUCCCAUUUGACGAGCAGAGAAAGAAAAGUUAAUUAAAUGCCAGAUAAGCUUUUGAUUUUUAUAUUGUUUGCAUCCUCUUGCCCUCAAUAAACGAAGUUGUUUUUUAGUUCCAACUUUAA